This is a messenger RNA of Misgurnus anguillicaudatus (oriental weatherfish), 1349 nucleotides long. RefSeq names its product putative olfactory receptor 10D4. Gene Ontology annotation, biological process: detection of chemical stimulus involved in sensory perception of smell; G protein-coupled receptor signaling pathway. Gene Ontology annotation, cellular component: membrane. NCBI's taxonomy places the organism in Eukaryota, Metazoa, Chordata, Actinopteri, Cypriniformes, Cobitidae. The record is from RefSeq and is a predicted model, not a curated record. Gene Ontology annotation, molecular function: olfactory receptor activity; odorant binding; G protein-coupled receptor activity.
AAUGAAACUCUCUUUGUACUGCUGUUAAAACUUUUCUACAACUCUUACAGUUUUAAUUAUUUUGCCAUUACAGAGGCAUUCUGCAUCCUUUUGCCAUUUUCCUUCAUUGGAGGUUUUUUCCUGUGCAUAUUUGAAUACAUUGAAGCUCUGAUGGACUUUUCUUUCCUUCAAACUGCAGGUCUAUAUUAACACACUUGUGUUUGUAUUUUGGGGUUGGGUGGCUGGAAAUGGCAAAUGCAAACUACACUGUGACAAAUGUGGACAGCUUUAUAAUCACUGGAUUUGAUCACCUGCCAAACCAAAAACUACUUGGAUUCCUCAUUUUAUUAGCCUACAUGCUCAUAUUGCUUGGGAACAUCUUAAAUCUGUACAUCAUCUUGACUGCCAGACAUUUACACAAACCAAUGUAUAUAUUAAUCUCUAACCUUGCUAUCGUUGACAUGGUGUACUCAUCUGCCUGCAGCACAACUAUGAUAUCAGUGCUGCUGGCUGAGAUUAAAACUGUUUCAUAUUACUCUUGUAUUUCAAGAAUGUUCUUCUAUCAUCUUGGUGAUAUCACAGAAUGCCUUGGUCUGACAUUAAUGGCAUUAGACCGACUUAUUGCAAUUACGUUUCCAUUAAGGUACCACAGCAUUGUAACAAAUUCUAGAAUAUUUCUUUGUAUUUUGCUCACCUGGCUUAUUGGCUUUGUUUUAAUAGUUGUUUUGGUAUCUAUAAUAGAUAGUCUUCCAUACUGCCAGCCGGUAAUCAGAUAUGUUUUUUGUGACUUUCCUUCCAUAAUCAGGGCUGCUUGUGUUGAUCCUGAACCCUAUUUUGCCAAUUCUGCAAUACUUAGUUUGUGGGUAAUUUUUGGACAGCUUCCCUUCAUUGUGUGCACGUAUGUAGUGCUGGCAUACAGUGUGGCCAAACUCUCCAACAACUCAAACAAAAAGCAAAUGAUCAACACAUGCUUAAGUCACCUUAUAGUCUUAUUUAGUUAUUACGGUCCAAAGGUGGUUUUCGGCUUACUAACUCGAGUAGGGGUUGUGCUAAAUUUAACAGAGCGAAAUGCACUAACGAUUGUUGCGUCUCUGAUUCCACCACUAGUAAACCCCACAGUUUAUUCAAUGAGAACUAAAGAGAUCAGGAAACGUUUAGCAGAUGUGUUUCUACACAAAAAAGUCUUACCGAUUAAUUUAAAGACAGCACUGUCAUAAUAUUAUUUGUCUGUAAAUAAUUUGUUGUUUUAAAUGACAAUCAUGCAUGUUUUCAUUGUGUUUUUGUGAUUUUUUUUUUUUUUUUUGCUCAGUUUGGAGACUAUGCCAAAGCAUUCAUAUACUAUGUUGAUGUUUUCUAUUAUUUGCUUUCAA